AUGAUUGAUUUAUGGCUCACUAUUGCUUUUGUCGCGGUAUGGGCAAUGUCACAUCAUUUUAUCUUAUUGACACUUCUAAGGUUUGGUAUGUUAUUAGCUAAGCCUAUCGAUACUCCUAGUGCUGUAAAUGCUCGUUUGUCAUCUGUGCUUUCACCACAGUCUGAAGCCGAGAAGGAGUACAUGUCUCGAGUUCCUUAUACUAGUGCAGUGGGAAGUUUGAUGUAUGCUAUGGUUCAUGGGUCAACCUGGGAAGAAGCAUUGCAAGCCAUUAAAAGGAUUUUUCGUUACCUUAGAGGUACAUCUGAUGUUGGUCUUGUUUAUGGGAAUUGCACAGAGUGUUUGGUGACUGGUUAUUCUGAUUCUGACUAUGCUGGAGAUGUUGACAGUAGGAGGUCUAUGACUGGUUAUGUGUUCACUCUGGGUGGUUCUGUUGUUAGUUGGAAGGUAACCUUACAGCCUACAGUUACUUUGUCUACUAUUGAAGUAUAG
Molecule: messenger RNA, 489 nt
Organism: Benincasa hispida (wax gourd)
Lineage: Eukaryota; Viridiplantae; Streptophyta; Magnoliopsida; Cucurbitales; Cucurbitaceae
Source: RefSeq, a predicted model, not a curated record